Messenger RNA from Neurospora tetrasperma FGSC 2508, 738 nucleotides. RefSeq lists its product as uncharacterized. Bases 1 to 738 code for a protein of 245 amino acids. The record is from RefSeq and is a predicted model, not a curated record. The transcript is spliced from 2 exons. NCBI's taxonomy places the organism in Eukaryota, Fungi, Ascomycota, Sordariomycetes, Sordariales, Sordariaceae.
AUGAGGACAACCAAUAACCUGCUUGGUCACUUCAAGAAAGGGUACGGGCGAAGGAAUGGUACUCCAAUCGAUCGAGAGAGAGCUAUUGAGCAAAACCAGUACAUAGGGCGUGCUCUGAACCACGUGGUUUAUGUCACAUGCGUUUUGGACGGCGUGGAAUCUCUGUGGCAGUACCUUGAGGCUAUGGCCAUAGAAAUCCCACCAUCGGCCAAAACCGAACAGGUGAUCCAAAGCACCAAUAACAUAUUGGAGGCGAUUCGGUUCCUACGGCAGGAGGUCAAAAGUAUGAGAGCGGCAUUGCGCGAAAACGAGGCUCGCGUCCGGGACCAGGCGUUACUCUUAUCAUCCCACCUCUCCCAAACAGACUCAGAGACCAACAUCGAAAUCGCCCAUGCAAGCCGUGACUUCGCAGCAGCUGCUCAGCGGGAUAGCUCAGCUAUGAAGAGUAUCGCCAUCCUGACCAUGUCCUCCCUCUCAGGCAUGUUCUUCGCCGCGCUCUUUGCGAUGCCUUAUUUUGGCAGCUGGGAUCAACCUCGGCAUUUUGUACUGUACUGGGCAUGUACCAUCCCGACUACCAUUCUCACGUUUGCUAUCUGGGCUGCCCUUACUCAGCGAUCGGUCGUGGUGAGGUGGAUGAAGAUGCUUUGCUCAAACUGGCCUUGGGGAUUUUGGCAAGGGAGACGAAGGAAAGGCUGUGUGUUCGAGGGAAAUGAAGAAAAGGGGGAAAAGGUGGUUUGA